Messenger RNA from Setaria italica (foxtail millet), 3850 nucleotides. RefSeq lists its product as uncharacterized. The record is from RefSeq and is a predicted model, not a curated record. NCBI's taxonomy places the organism in Eukaryota, Viridiplantae, Streptophyta, Magnoliopsida, Poales, Poaceae. The coding region runs from base 258 to 3440 and encodes 1060 amino acids. The transcript has 4 exons.
AUAUUCUUAGGUCCAUCUCACAGUUCUUCUCUACUUUGGUUUAGUACGAAUACCUACUAGUCCCAGGUAGGAGUGCUCCUUCAGAAGUUUCAGGUUCGAGUCUUCGAGAUCUGCUUUGAUCUCGGCUGCUCUUAGCUCCUUGUUGGUCGACAUUUAUCAACCUGGUGGUGGCGAAACUGAUCAUGGGUUAGGCCAGUUAAUUUGCUGCUGCUUUCUUGCUUGGUCUUGUGCGUACAGAGAAUAUAUAUUGGUCACCAAUGGUGCAUUAUCCUCAACCGCGGCCAUGGGUAACGCUCGAGUCUGAAGCAAGGGGCGACCUACUUUCUAAAAUUUGUAGAAAUUCAAGUAUAAAAGUCAUUUAUUUUCAUGGCUGGGAUGGAUUCGGGACGGCACCAGUCCUUCGAUCUGUUGCCCAGAAAGUCCUUGAUGAUCUGAAGGCUCCUCCUAAAGAAACAUGGUUUGACCGAAUAGUUUAUUUGGAUUGCUCAGCAUGGAAUGGUAGAAGGGCCAUGCAGAGAGUCAUUGCUGAGGAGAUAAAACUUGGCAAUGAAACAAUGGCAUUGCUGGAUAAGCAGGACGAGGAGGAUGACUUUGAUGGAGUGGACCAAAGAUCUAGGGAUGUGGUACGAGGUGUUGCUACAAUGAUUUAUGAAACCCUGAAGGAUAGCAAAUUCUUGAUCCUUUUUCUUAAUGGUAGUGAUGAGGAGAUUGACGUGGCCACCAUGGGUGUUCCUCCAUUUUCAGAAUUCCGAAACCAUGCAAUGAUAUGGGCCUUUAGGAGAAGGUCUCUGACCAUAAACUUUAGGAGCAGGAUGUCUAUGAGAGCAGACAAAUGUAGAUACACCCAGGAUUUCUACGGUUGCAGGGACGAACUCAGGAUCAGGAGAAUCUUUAACAGUGUGCUGGAUGGUGAGGUUGCUGCCAUAGUAGCUCGUUACCCAUUUCUGCGAAGCAUCCACGCAGCAAAUACAAUGGUCAAAGAUUGCUGUCUCUACGAAUUGUGCCUACACUACAAUUUUCAUAGAAUCACCAAAUAUGAUUGGGUUGCUCAAGCUUCAAACUAUUGGAUAUGCGAUGGAAUCAUAAAAGAGGACACUGCAAAGGAAAUCAGUGACUCGUUGCAUCGUGAGAUAACAUGGGAGUGUGAUAGUGUUUACUUGCUUGAUGAGGUGCUAACAAAUGUCAUGUUGGGAACUAAACCGCCAUUUUUGUGGGCUGUUAAAGAGGGCGGUUUGGGCUAUGAGGAGGGACCCUACCGCUGGAUUUCAGUCACCUCAAGGAAUCUAGAAGCACACGGUGUGCGAGAAAUACCUGCAGUGACAUCGUCCUUCUUCCUGGCAUUUGAAACACCAAAUUCCCCAACAAAUUUACCAGCUAGCUUGUUCACGAAUGCCAGAUACCUUGGUCUGCUUGUUCUGUGUCAUUGUGCCUUCAGUUUUGCAUCACCUCCUUUCUUUGUGUGCCAAGCCCUAAGGUUCCUCGGAUUGGAUCACUGCACAGAUGAUACCACCAGUCAUAGCAGUGGGCAAUGGGCGACUUUAUGUGGUCUAUAUGUGUUGGAUCUACGUUACACAGUCUGGAAUGAGAUAUUCUCUCAAGAGAAGUUGGAGCUCAUGAUUAACCUUAGGGAGCUACAUGUAGAAGGAAGCAGAUGCUGGCCGGACAAUACUCACCUGCAGGGACGGUUACUGAACCUUGAGAAGCUCAGAAUAAUCAAAUCACAAGGUGAGACAUUAACAGAUAUUAGCACGUCCUUUAUGGACAAGACAAAGUUGGAAAUACUUGACUUGUCUGGAAGUCUUUGGGUGACAGUUCUACCAGCCAGUCUAUCAAAGGCUUGUAGUCUUAAGGUGCUUGUUCUUGAUGGUUGUGAAGAAUUGGAAACUGUUGUUAUCCCUGAUGCUCUUCCUUCCUCUCUCAUAUCUUUCAGCUUUGAUAGUUAUGGGCCAGCAUCCAGGAAAUGGAUACCAUGUGUUGAGUUACCCCCCAGCAAUUUGCGUCCAUCUUCUGCAGAUGAGAAGCAAGCCAAAGCCUCCAAGAUCUCCUUGGAAGGCUGCACCCUACUAGAAAAUUUGUUCUUGCGUGGCCUUCCCAACCUUGUGGAACUGGACCUCUCUGGAACUGCAAUCAAGAUGCUCAACUUUGAAACUAUGGUGGUGCAGGUCCCAGGGCUCAAGCGACUGUUUCUAAUAGGCUGUGAGAAUCUUCGUGCAAUAAUAUGGAACAAGAGGUGUUUUAACUUAGAGUUGCUGUGCAUUGAUACACGAGCUGGAAUCCGACAUCCUUGGCCAUCCCUUGGCCUUGACCAGAAGAAAUCCUUUAGACUGCAUGCUGUUCUAGUGGAUGCAAGGCUUGUCCGUUCCCUUUACUUCCCAAUAGAAAACCGAAUGACAGCCCGGAGUGAGAAUUUUCAGUUUAGCAUCCAUUUUACCUCUUCAUCCAUCAACAGUGGUGGUGCCCUACAAUUUGAAGGACCCUGUAAGGAGAAGAUCAAACCCAGCCACCACUUGAGGCCUCAGGUAGUCCCAACAAUCCCAUACGUGGAUGUCCCUGAUGUGGGGGGAGACGUCCCAAUGCAAGAUUUCCCGCAGCUUCUCCCUCCAGCAUCAGCAGUGAAUCGCUACAUUGAGGUCGCUCAAGGGAGCCACAGUCUGGAGAGUGAACUAGCAGUAGCACAUAAGGAACUUCAUGAUAUUAUGGCAUCCCAUGCUGAGUUCCUUCAUGUCCAUGAUGUCUCCAUGAGUGCUAGUUUGCAUUUUGUCUAUUAUCCCGGCGUUAGGUGGUGCCGUGUAGAACGGUGCAGUAACAUGGAAACCAUCUUCUCUGCGGCCUCGACCAGUUUCGGUCAAAUGGAGACUUUCUGGGCAUCGGAUCUGCCCAAGGCCCGCUACAUCUGGUGCAAGAGCAGUAAGCCUGACUGGAUGGAUAGAGGUGACUAUCGCUCCUUUGUUAAUCUUCGGCACUUGCACCUGCGCUCCUGCCCCAGACUAGAGUUCGUGCUACAUGCUGAUGGAACCUACUCCUUCCCGAGUUUGGAGACCCUGAACAUCAUCCACUGCAGCGAGUUGAGGCACGUCUUCGUACUGAAGAUGACAUAUAGCAGACGGAGGAGGGACAUAGCCACCUACGGUGCAACGUUCCCGAAGCUUACCACCAUCCGCCUGCAGGACCUACCGCUGCUGCAGCAGAUAUGUGUGGUCAAGAUGGUGACGCCCAUGCUGCACACCGUCAAGGUCAGCGGUUGCUGGGCCAUGCACCGGCUAUCAACCGUCAUCGCCACCGGUGGCCAAGAGAAGAAGCCGACCGUGGAGAUGGAGAAGGAGGUGUGGGAUGCGCUGGAGUGGGAUGGCCCGGAGGCAGGCCACCACCACUCCCUCUUCGAGGUGCGCCACUCUCAUUACUACAAGAAGAAACUGGUCAGGGGCGCACUUCUUAGGUGAGUUGCCGAGGCUCGCUUAUUUUCCGGCAUUUGGGUUGGACUGCUGCUACUCCCUCGCCAUCGACCUUGGUGUUCUCCUUUGCUAUCUCUUUGUGUUGUCGGCCAUCGAUCUUGGUGGAGUUGGCAAAAAUUGAUCAGUAAGUUUAAUUAUUUGCUAAGAAGUUAAAAGAAGAAGCCUCCUGGCUAAUGGCGCUGUUCUAUUUACGACAGCAAUUGUUAAGUAUCUCAAAUAAUUAUCUCAGACAUUGAAUUUGGGUGUAUGUUGGAGCUGACUGUAUGUGUGAUUCAGUUACAACGGGGGAUAAACUUCCAGCGUGCUAUGUAAUUUGACUAUAUGUGGGACCAUGUGUUUGCAGCUAAAAGAAGUUUGCUAUCGUUGCCGCUGCUCCCAUGCUCCUGAAAUGUUUUUUU